Molecule: messenger RNA, 2814 nt
Organism: Nomia melanderi (Alkali bee)
Lineage: Eukaryota; Metazoa; Arthropoda; Insecta; Hymenoptera; Halictidae
Product: ATP-dependent RNA helicase DDX42
Molecular function (GO): ATP binding; RNA helicase activity; nucleic acid binding
Source: RefSeq, a predicted model, not a curated record
AAUUGUAAUUGAUAUGAAUUUCGGUGAAUAUUAAAUUCAGUUUCUUUUACAUGAAAAUUUCAAAGAAGGUUAAAUGAAAGAUAAUAGAAUCUAAAUGACAAUGAUUAAUGCGUACGAAUGAAAAUAUCUGGUUUUCUCUUCGAACUUCGAGUAGAAUUUUAAUGAUCGAUAUUAUCGUUUUUUCGCAUUAAAGUUCAGUUAAUUGCGUGAGUGCAAUGUCUCGUCUGCGGUAUUUGUAUCACGGCGUAAGGAUCGUAAGUCUGUCGCUGUGCCCUUCUAUUCGGAAUUAUUCCGCGAGAAGGCGGCACUGUUUUAGUUGUUGCAGAAUGAAUUUUACCGUUCGAUAUUUGAGAUGUGUGCAGUUACCUUUUGAAGUGAAUUCUUAAGCGAUAUUGUGCAAGCAGAUAAUAAUAGAAACAUGAGUUAUCAUCGUGGAGGAGGUAAUAAGCCUAGGGGUUUUGGGUUUGCCGGCUUUCAAAUGUCUGGUACAAAGAGAAGUGGUUCUAAUAUACCACCUCCACCUCCUAACUCAACGUUAAGCAAGCAAGGUUAUCAUACCAUGAAUUCUAUCACCGAAAAUGCCUUAUCUGCUUGUUGGGGCAUGCCAAAGAAACGUAGUAAGACAGAAGAAGAAUACUUUGAGGAUGACGACGAUCCUCCAACAUCAUCCUUGGAAUAUAUCCCAGCACCUGGGUCUCCUACCUACGAUUUGAUGAAAAAGUCAGCUCCCAAGGAAGACAGUGAUAGCGAGGAGGAUCCACUGGACGCUUUUAUGGCUGGUAUAGACGCUGAAGUAAAAAGAAACAAUUUCGAGGCUCAACUCGCGGAAGACGAGCGUAAGGAAGACAAAUCCAAGGGAUUCAGAGCAGAUAUAGAUGGAGAGGAUGACGAGGAGAGCUAUUAUAGAUACAUGGAGGAGAAUCCGACUGCCGGUUUGCAACAAGAGGAAUCCGAUCAGGAGAUCGAGUACGACGAAGAUGGAAAUCCGAUUGCGCCACCGAAAAAGAAAGAGAUCGAUCCACUGCCACCCAUCGAUCACAGCGAGAUACACUAUGAACCGUUCGAGAAAAACUUUUAUAAUGUUCACGAGGAGAUUGCUAGUUUAAACAAGCAACAAAUCGAUGACCUAAGAAAGACUUUAGGAAUCAAAGUAUCUGGUCCUUCUCCUUCUAACCCGGUUACUAGUUUUGGACAUUUUGGUUUCGACGAUGCAUUAAUAAAGUCCAUCAGAAAAAAUGAAUACACUCAACCCACCCCUAUUCAAGCUCAAGCUGUCCCUGCCGCGUUGAGUGGUAGGGAUAUAAUAGGUAUAGCAAAGACCGGUAGCGGUAAAACGGCAGCAUUUAUUUGGCCCAUGUUGGUUCAUAUUAUGGAUCAACGGGAACUAAAGGCUGGCGACGGACCCAUUGGCCUGAUUCUGGCCCCAACGAGAGAGUUAUCGCAACAGAUUUAUCAAGAAGCGAGAAAGUUUGGGAAAGUAUAUAAUAUUCAAGUGUGCUGUUGCUAUGGCGGUGGUAGCAAAUGGGAACAGAGUAAGGCGUUGGAAGGGGGUGCGGAAAUAGUAGUGGCCACGCCGGGCAGAAUGAUAGACUUAGUUAAAAUGAAGGCGACCAAUUUAACUAGAGUAACGUUCUUGGUGCUGGACGAAGCCGACAGGAUGUUCGAUAUGGGUUUCGAACCGCAAGUGCGUUCUAUAUGCAACCACGUUAGGCCUGACAGGCAAACGUUGUUGUUCAGCGCAACAUUUAAAAAGAGAGUAGAAAAGCUCGCGAGGGACGUUCUAACAGAUCCGGUCAGAAUAGUUCAAGGGGACGUCGGCGAAGCGAACGCUGACGUCACGCAACACGUGAUAUUCUUCAGCAACAAUCCUGUCGGCAAAUGGACUUGGUUGUUGCAGAAUUUGGUCGAGUUUUUGAGCGCCGGUAGUCUAUUGAUCUUCGUGACGAAAAAGUUAAACGCCGAAGAACUCGCGAACAAUCUUAAAUUAAAAGAAUUCGACGUUUUACUGUUACACGGUGACAUGGAUCAAAUCGAGAGGAAUAAAGUGAUCACCGCUUUCAAGAAGAAAGAUGUCAGUACCUUAGUCGCCACUGACGUCGCCGCCCGUGGUCUGGACAUUCCACAUAUCAAAACCGUUGUAAAUUACGAUGUGGCGCGGGACAUAGACACUCACACACACAGGAUAGGUAGAACAGGACGAGCCGGUGAAAAGGGUACGGCCUACACCCUCGUGACGGAGAAAGACAAAGAAUUCGCCGGACACUUGGUUCGAAACUUGGAAGGCGCGAAUCAAGAAGUACCAAAAAGUUUAAUGGACUUGGCGAUGCAAAGCGCUUGGUUCCGGAAAUCUAGGUUCAAAGGCGGAAAAGGGAAAAGUUUGAAUGUCGGAGGGGCCGGACUUGGCUUCAGGGGCAGACCAGACGUAUCGUCAACUUCGAGUGGCGGCACUUCAUCUCAAGGUUCGAAAGAUAUAAGCGAAGUAGUGAAAAAAUUAGAAAGGCACGGACCUGGCAGCGACCGUUUGUCCGCGAUGAAAGCUGCCUUUCGCAGUCAGUAUAAUUCUCAGUUCAGGGCAUCGUCGGAUCACACGUGGGAACAAACCAUCACGCCUCCUUCUGUAAUAAUGCCCCCGCCGCCACCCGUACCGCCGAAACCAAAUACGGAGCAACCGCGGAAUCAGGAGAACCAAACUUCGCACGCGGCGGGAGAGAGGAGAAGAGUGAGAAAAAGUCGAUGGGAAUAAUCGGACGUCCGCGCACCUACGAUUAUUUUGUGUAUACUGCUAUACUGCGAUAAUAUGCUAAGAAUCGACGA